This is a messenger RNA of Ficedula albicollis (Collared flycatcher), 3764 nucleotides long. RefSeq names its product aldehyde dehydrogenase 18 family member A1 (gene ALDH18A1). Gene Ontology annotation, molecular function: ATP binding; glutamate 5-kinase activity; glutamate-5-semialdehyde dehydrogenase (NADP+) activity. Bases 256 to 2664 code for a protein of 802 amino acids. NCBI's taxonomy places the organism in Eukaryota, Metazoa, Chordata, Aves, Passeriformes, Muscicapidae. The transcript has 18 exons. The record is from RefSeq and is a predicted model, not a curated record. Gene Ontology annotation, cellular component: cytoplasm; mitochondrion.
UGUCGUGGUGCGGAGCUGAUUUGUAGGCUGGCUCGGCAGAAUGGACUGUCACCGAGCCCGUACUGCCCUGUGAGGCGCUCGGCAGGGGUCCGAGGCCAGGACGAGGUGCAGUAUUGCCGUGACCGCGCUGUACCUCUGGGAUGCCUUCUUGAGAGAAAGCAAUCGGAUGGUACUCGCUGCUUUGAAUUGCCUCUUCUUUGUGCGUAUACCGUCUGCAGACACCGGAUAUCCUUGAUUUGCAGAAGGCAUCUCAAAAUGUUGUGUCGAGCUGCUCUGAGCCCUCUUGUCCGUUCCCCUGGAUGGUGCUUUGUGUUACCGCCCCAUGCCAUCGCAGCCAUUUCCCGUUUAUAUCUCCCUUGCCAUAACCAAAGAUUAAGGAAUGAAUGCAUCCGUUGUUGGAGCAAUAUUCCAUUUAUCACUUUGCCACUCAGCCGUGCACAUGGAAAAUCAUUUGCACACCGCAGUGAGCUGAAGCAUGCAAAACGGAUUGUAGUAAAGCUGGGUAGUGCUGUUGUUACUCGAGGGGAUGAGUGUGGCUUGGCCCUUGGGAGGCUGGCUUCCAUUGUAGAGCAGGUCUCAGUGCUGCAAAAUCAGGGCCGAGAGAUGAUGAUUGUCACCAGUGGGGCUGUAGCUUUUGGAAAGCAGCGGUUGCGUCAUGAGAUCCUGCUUUCUCAGAGUGUGAGGCAAGCACUUCAUUCAGGCCAGAGUCAGCUGAAAGAUAUGGCUAUUCCAGUCUUGGAGGCCCGAGCCUGUGCAGCAGCUGGACAGAGUGGACUAAUGGCUCUGUAUGAGGCCAUGUUUACACAGUACAGCAUCUGUGCAGCUCAGAUUUUAGUCACCAAUCUGGAUUUCCAUGAUGAGCAGAAGCGUCGCAACUUAAAUGGAACAUUACAUGAGCUUUUAAGGAUGAAUAUUGUCCCUAUAAUUAACACUAACGAUGCAGUUGUUCCACCUCCAGAGCCAAACAGUGAUCUUCAGGGGGUAAAUGUAAUUAGCGUGAAGGAUAACGACAGUCUGGCAGCACGACUGGCUGUGGAAAUGAAAACAGAUCUCCUGAUUGUUCUUUCAGACGUAGAAGGACUCUUUGACAGCCCGCCAGGGUCUGAUGAUGCAAAGCUUAUUGACAUAUUCUACCCAGGAGACCAGCAGUCUGUAACAUUUGGAACCAAAUCCCGAGUGGGAAUGGGUGGCAUGGAAGCCAAGGUGAAAGCAGCUCUUUGGGCCCUGCAAGGAGGCACUUCAGUAGUGAUUGCGAAUGGGACCCACCCAAAGAUCUCAGGUCAUGUCAUCACAGAUAUUGUAGAAGGGAAAAAAGUUGGAACUUUUUUUUCAGAGGUAAAACCUGCAGGCCCUACUGUAGAACAGCAGGCUGAAAUGGCUCGAGCUGGUGGCAGGACCUUGGCAGCUCUACAGCCUGAGCAGAGAGCAGAGAUUAUUUAUCGUCUUGCUGACUUACUAACGGACCAGAGAGAAGAAAUUCUCUUGGCAAACAAAAAGGACUUAGAGGAGGCUGAAAAUAAAGGGAGAUUAGCACUCCCUUUGUUGAAACGCCUAAGUCUGUCCACUUCAAAGCUGAACAGCUUGGCUAUUGGUCUGCGUCAAAUUGCAGCAUCCUCGCAGGACAGUGUCGGCCGUGUAAUUCGACGAACUCGAAUAGCAAAAGACCUGGAUUUGGAGCAGGUGACAGUGCCGAUUGGUGUCCUUCUCGUGAUCUUUGAAUCUCGUCCUGACUGUCUUCCACAGGUGUCUGCUUUGGCCAUAGCCAGUGGAAAUGGCUUACUACUUAAAGGUGGGAAAGAGGCAGCACAUAGCAAUCAAAUCCUUCAUCAUCUGACACAAGAAGCACUCUCUAUUCAUGGAGUCAGAGAUGCAGUGCAACUGGUGAACACAAGAGAGGAAGUAGAAGAUCUCUGCCGUUUGGAUAAGCUGAUAGAUCUCAUCAUUCCACGUGGUUCAUCACAGUUAGUCAGAAACAUCCAAAAAGCUGCUAAGGGAAUCCCAGUGAUGGGACACAGUGAAGGGAUCUGUCAUGUCUAUGUUGACACGGAUGCCAGUGUUGAGAAGGUCACACGAAUAAUCAGAGACUCAAAGUGUGAAUAUCCUGCUGCCUGUAAUGCUCUGGAAACUCUCUUAAUUCAUCGAGACUUGCUGAGAACCCCGUUGUUUGAUCAGAUCAUAGACAUGUUGAGAGUAGAACAGGUGAAGAUUCAUGCUGGCCCAAAGUUUGCAUCGUACUUGACAUUCAGUCCUUCGGAAGUGAAAUCUCUGCGCACAGAGUAUGGGGACCUGGAGUGCUGCAUUGAGGUGGUAGACAGUGUUCAAGAGGCUGUUGAACAUAUCCACAAGUAUGGAAGUUCCCAUACGGAUGUUAUUAUCACAGAGAAUGAGAAAACAGCAGAGUUCUUCCUCCAGCACGUGGACAGUGCUUGUGUUUUCUGGAAUGCCAGUACCCGAUUCUCUGAUGGCUAUAGGUUUGGACUUGGUGCUGAAGUGGGAAUUAGUACUUCACGUAUCCAUGCACGUGGACCAGUGGGAAUUGAAGGACUCUUAACUACGAAGUGGUUGCUGAGGGGGAACAAUCAUGUUGUUUCUGACUUUUCAGAGCAUGGGAGCAUGAAGUAUCUUCAUGAAAGCCUCCCUCUCCCUCAGAGAAAUGCCAACUAAAAACACUAGGGAGAAAACCCAAGGGUAUAAUUAUUUCCUGAAGAUGUUCAGGCUUCAGGAUAAUCUCUGGUGAAGGAGUUAGUUUUUCAUCCUCAGAAACAUGUCCUUGGUCAUUUUGCAGUACAAUGAAUUCAAAAUGAUCCCAUCAGUGAGAAAUUCCCCACCUUUUCAGUUUCCUUAGACCGUAUCUGCAAACUGACCUCACUUCUCCCAAAGACAGAUUUUUUGAAAUCAUACAGGUAACAUAUAAGGAAGGAUUUCAGUAUUGACUACAUUCCUUUUUUAUCCCAGUUCUCCCUGUAGCAAAUAUGUUUGGUAGUGGAUGGAGCUUAAUUUUUUUUUCCUUAGUGUUGUUUUAUUCAAGUAUCUGUUCUGGAGAACAGACUCAAUAGUUUUGUUUAUGAGGGUUUUUUUCCUUCAGUCUUAGGAUCAUGGCAUCUUUUGAGGGCCAGAAAGCUUUAUUCUUAAUUUCUUUGUAUUUGAUCAUUCUUGAGAUGGGGGGGGCAGAUGUUCCAAAUGUAUAGUAAGCUUUUGACCAAGAAACCUUUUAUAUCUACUUCUUUGUAUUGUUGACUAUUGUAGAUAAAUAACAUAAUUGUUUACUACAUUAAUUUUGUUACUUACUUGUAUCAAAGAUUUAUUUUUCUUUGGUUUUAUAUAAAACUUACUCCAAGAGCACUUCGGUGAUGGCUUGUCGAGAAUGAAGCUCUCCGACUGCACUAACGCUUGCCGUGGUGCACUGCAGCCCUGCUGCACAGCUGGCAGCCAGAGCUCCCCACUGGCUGCAGGAGCCUCGGGUCGGUGCCGCUGGGGGGUCCUGGCGUGCUACCGCUCUCUCGUUCUGCCCUUUCCCUUCCUGCCCGCUGCUGUCCUGGCAUGGGUGGUGGACACACUGUGCUUGGGAUGCAGUGCUGCUGCACCCCUUUCUCGGUCACAGGGGCAUCACGAUGGGGUGUGGGGUGCGUCUCCCUCUGAGCAGAUGCCAAGAGCCAGUGGACACGGACGGGUGAGGCAAGUGAGACUCCUCAGUAGGUGUGGAUGACUCCUAUAUGCUGAAAGUGGCACCACAGGGGAGCUCAGAUGGGCACGGGGAGGGGACA